AUGUCUAAGCGCCGGUCCUCGACCGGACUGCCCCCGAAUUUCCGAUACCCACUGAUUACUCCCGACAACGAGCGCGACUCCUUCAUUGACUAUGACGCCUACGAUGGGGAGACUGGCCGCUCGCGCGACCACCUGACCCAUCCAACCUACCAGCCCCGCGACCUCAGCCCCUCGCCCCAGGUUGUGCGAGUCGCAAAGCAGCCCCAGAUGAUAAGAAAACAAUCGCUACGCCCGUUCUCCGGCGACUGGGGCACAUUCGAGCAAGUCGCAGGCGCGGGCAACGACCCAAACUCAAAACUCCCCGGCUCAUUCCAAGACACAGACGCAGAAGACGAUAUAAUCAUGGGACCCGAGGUUUUCGAAGCCGUUCCACGCAAUAAUGUCUAUUCGCGCUCCGCUGAGAUCGCCGCCGCCGACUUAUACUCGGACGAGUCCGACGAGAAUCUGGAUUUCGGGCACGAUGAGCCCCUCGUGUUCCCGCAGCUUCCAUUAGAGGAUGUUGUUCUCGAGGUUUCUUAUAUCUUGCGCACGAGAUCCAGUCCCCCAAAUGAGGGGUUCGCGUAUGUGUUUUCGGACCCCACCGGGCGCAAUAAGUUCUAUCAGAUCGGGAGCGCGAAGAAGGUUUCGCAGCGGACGAACGAGCAUCGCAAUAUCUGCAAUCUUUCUUACUUCCGGGCGCAGAAAAAGCCCACUAGUCCUCUUCGGCAGUAUAAGCGGCUCGAAAAGCUGGCGCAGGCGGAGCUUAUCAAUAUGAGCUAUGAUCCUAACUGUGCCUGUGAGGCCAAGCAGCAACAGCCAUGCUUCUGGGGAAGAGAGCAGACGGCUUUUGAUAUUCUGGAUUUCUGGUCCAAAUGGCUUGUUAAGAACUCCCCAUACGAUAAGAAUGGCCAUCUGCUGCCAUUUUGGGAGCAACGACUUCGACUCUUCGAAGCCAAUAUUCCAAAAUACUUUGACUGCCAGGGGUCGAAAUGUAUCAAGCGCACAACGGACACGGUUGCUUGUCCGAUAUGCAUGCGGACCGGAUGGAGAGCAUGGGCCGAACCCUCAGGGCGCGAUAGAAUUGAAUUCGCCUCUCAGGCGCAUAUCGGGAAUCCCUGGGCUAACAAAGCCCUACUUUACUUGCACCAAUAUAUUCCCAUCGAGGAUCACGUUUGGGAGAAAGUGAUUGACGGCAUGUCUCGGGCGGCAGAUAUGACUGAGCGGUUCAAGAACCCGGCGUUGCUUCUCAACCUGCUGUACAUCAGGCUGCUCUUACCCAUGAUCUGGUCUACAUUCUUCACUAGGAGCUCCUAUAUAUCCUUUAUUGGGACGAUGGAAAUCCUGAUCUUUUCCGGCUUCUAUCUACUCGUGAGGUUGGAGCUUGCCCAUCUCUCCGGGAAACGACGUACCACAGAUAGGCCAGGCAAAGACAACCGUGCGGUUCGCCGAAAGGCACUCCCGGCUGGUUCUGAAAAGCUCGUUGAUGAAGUGAUCGGAGGGAAAUCUACAAAGGAGCCGAGAGUUGUUGAGAUCCCAGAGGACCACGUGCCGACUGUGCUGAAGCAAGCAACAGCAUCGAGUUCGGGCAAAGCCUCCAGCAAGAAGAAGGAACCGGUGUCAGUGCUAUUCCCCGGCGAAGCCGCUGCGCGGAUUAAGAGGCUUAAGCCUGGCAGACGGAGAAGCGAUUUUGUACUGUAUAGAGGACAUUUUUGUUGCCUUUUUUUUUUUUUUUUUUUUUUUUUUUUACUUCACUCUGUAUUUACGUACCUAGCGCCCAUGUACCCCUCGCCGAACUCCGCCGGCCGCUCGGACGAAGAGACGCGGCAGCAGAGUAAGCGCACUGCUCGGGCCUGCGAUGCCUGUUAUAAGCGGAAGAUAAAAUGUGAUGCGGCAUUGCCUCGGUGUAACUGGUGUAGCCACCAUGAUACCCCAUGCACUUUUGAGCGCAAGAUCCGCCGGACGCGCAAGCGGGCUGGUGUUGCGAGAGAGUCUGCGGGUGCCCCAGGAUCUCAGCUUUCCGAACGGAUUGCUAGAAUUGAGAAGCUACUUUCCGAGAAGCUUCCCCAAGAACAACCUGAUUCACCUGUUCCGCAACAGCUGCAGUCUAUGACCAGCGGUCUCAAGUUGGAUUAUACACCAAGUCCGCCUUCAAUUCUACCAUCAAUUCAGCAGUCAUCUACGUCUUCUUCGGCCCCACUACAUUUCGCCGGGAAAGAACUAGGUGCAAUCAGUUUAUUCACUGGUAUUCCAUUUCUCCUACCUGAGGGCCAGGAAUGGGUACGAUCACGAACGGGCCAGAAGCUUGCCUUUCAAGGGUUCACCUCGACCCGGGCUCCGUGGGAAAAGCAACGAGGGCAAAGUUCCGGUACCAUGCUGGCAUACGUCCAGGCACCGAAUGCCUUUGACCUUCCCGAUCGCGAUCUUGUUGAGCGGAACUUCAAUGUUUAUCGCACCUCCUUGAUGCAACGAGUCUUUCCGGUUGUUGACCCUGUGCUUUUUUGGACGACUAUCAAUUCUGCGUACAAGGACCGCGAUUCGGGGUCGGACAGUUCGCAUGUCAGUUCAAAGGCAUGUAUCUUCGCCUUUUCAGCGUUUGUGUCGCUGCUGUGCAAUCCAUGUCUCCUCAGUCAAGGGCGAAAAAUGCCUUACUUUGAUGAGGAAGCCUGUUCGGCGAAAGCGCGGUACCUUUUGUGUCAGGUUUUACAAGAGCCUCCCACGUUAGACGGCUUACAGGCUAUUACAAUGUUGGCACUGUUAGAACUGGUUUCGGGUAAUUUACAGUCUGCGAAUUACUACGGAUCGAUAUCGGCUCGCAUGAUAUUCAUGCUCGGAGGUCAUAUAUUCACCAACCAACACUCCUGGGUACCGAGGUCAUCGACAGAUACCGAUUCGAGAAUCAAGGCGCACCUCCGGAAUUUGUUUUGGCUCUGCUAUACCAUUGAGCAGGACGUCUCCUUGAGAACGGGACAAGCCCAGCUGUUCUCCGAAGACAACUGCGACCUGUCACUGCCCCCGGCUUACGUAGAACAAAUGUACGCCAGUUUAGAAUACCAUCAUAACUCCAAUGACCUACCCGAGAACCCAAUAUUCCCCAUCGACCUACGACUCAGUGUCAUCAGAGCGCGAGCAUACAGCGCCCUCUACUCAUUCAAAGCGAUGAAAAAGACCGACGCAGAAAUCCUAAAGGACAUCCGUGAAUUAGAUGACGAGCUGGAGCGCUGGCGCCUUUCCGUCCCCCCCAAAUGGAGACCAACCUUAUCCUUCUCUCACGAAACACCCGACCCAAACUGCAACAUGCACUCCGUCAUUCUCCGCCUCAAUUACCACCUCUGCAUGACCAUCAUCCACCAGGCCAGCAGCCGCUGUAAGUCCUGGGCAACGCAAGGCUGCGUCAUGGACGGUGUAAGCUCCAGCCUUGCACUCUCUGUCGAAGCAAGCCGCUCCACGCUACUCUACCUCGAGACAUCAGGACACGUCCUCGUCGAUGGUGUUUUCUGGACCCUAAUAUUCUACCCCAUGUCCGCACUCCUCGCCAUCUUCUGCAACAUCCUCCAACACCCGGCAGAGCCACAAGCAUCCAAGGAUCUGGCCCUCCUAAAGAGUGCAACAGGGAUGCUAGAGCGUGUCUUCCUACGACAGGCAUUUUCAGUCAAUGAACUCGUGCACGUCCAGCUUGUGGCGGAUUUCGUGAAUGAGCUGUGUCGGCUCGCGAACUGUGCUAUGGAUAAGGCCUGGAAGGAGCGUACUAGUGGGACUGCUACGCCGACUACUUAG
Aspergillus versicolor CBS 583.65 is the source of this 3753-nucleotide messenger RNA. Its product is annotated as putative C6 transcription factor. Gene Ontology annotation, molecular function: DNA binding; DNA-binding transcription factor activity, RNA polymerase II-specific; zinc ion binding. NCBI's taxonomy places the organism in Eukaryota, Fungi, Ascomycota, Eurotiomycetes, Eurotiales, Aspergillaceae. The record is from RefSeq and is a predicted model, not a curated record. The transcript is spliced from 8 exons. Gene Ontology annotation, biological process: regulation of DNA-templated transcription; DNA-templated transcription. Bases 1 to 3753 code for a protein of 1250 amino acids.